Molecule: messenger RNA, 1227 nt
Organism: Symbiodinium natans
Lineage: Eukaryota; Dinophyceae; Suessiales; Symbiodiniaceae
Source: the annotation of a GenBank genome assembly
AUGGCUGCAGAAGGGCGCUUCGUAACGCUGGGGGCCCUCGAGCAAGAACACUUGGAGGUCCCUUCGCAGUCGACUUCAACUGUGUUCUCAGGCCGGUGUCCUGAGAAGUGGUUGCGGUCUCGCGUGGCCACCGUCCUGCGAGCUAAUCCUUGGCUUGCAGGGCGUCUGCGUACGGACCCCUCUAGUGGCAAACCUGCGCUUUGGGUGCCUGACCAUGUGGACGAAGAGGGAUUUCUGCAGAUCGCUCGAGUUGCAGACCCAGAGCAUGUGGUGUCGAAUCCCUGGCCCAGCCACUUCGUGUUGUCCGGUUCUGCCCUGCUUGACUGUGACGACGAGCCAGUGUGCAAGAUGGUUGUGCUACUGGAGCCCACAGAGCAGCAAUGGGGCCUCAACUUCUCCAUGUCGCACAUGGUCACAGACGCCCACACGUUUUACACAAUCUAUGGCAUGUUGGAUCAAGCAUCAGGAGUGGUACGGCCGAUGCAGGUGGAUCGUAUCCAUUUCGAUUUCACGGCUGUUCUCCCAGAUGCGUUAACUCACCAGAAGAGACAGGAGCUCCUUGAAAGCCAAGGCAAGCACCAGCCAACAGCAAUCAAUUGCUGCAUUCGAUACGUUUGCCAGAAGUGGCUCCGUAAGCAGAAAGAAGCCUACGCUGCCAAGAUUGAUGCUGACGCUGCGUCGAUUACAGUCAACGAUCUGCUAACUUCCUGGUUCUUCAAAGCUACUCAGCCUGCGUAUGGCGCUUUGUCCUUCAAUUUGCGAGGCAAAGGAAAAGUGCCUGGUCUCUCAGAAGAUCACGCAGGCGUGUAUUCAACGGAACUUGUAUUGUUGCCAGAGGAGUACAUGUCACCGGUAAACAUCCAUCGUGCAAUCGUAAGUGCAUCUUCGCAUCAGCCUCGGCAUUCAGAAAGCUCUGUCCAAGGUUUGUGUGGGAAGAGGGGUGUAGUCACAUCCUGGCAUAACAUUUACAAAGAUGUACAGAUGCCUGGUUGCACACAGAAAGUGCACGUCCCAUGUGGUCCUGCAACGCUUUCAUCGGACCUUCCUCCAGUUCCCUUUGCAACAAUCUUCAGACCUGCUGCUGAUACCUAUGCCAUGUUGACCUUCACAGAGCAGAACCUGGAUGAUCUUCCUGACACGCCCUUGGGGGACCCACUAUGGGGUGUGGAGGCUGCUGCUUCUAACUUUGAAAGAGUGAGCCGCCUGCUCCACAUGCAACACUGCUGA